Messenger RNA from Thalassophryne amazonica, 3881 nucleotides. RefSeq names its product glucosidase, beta (bile acid) 2 (gene gba2). The record is from RefSeq and is a predicted model, not a curated record. Gene Ontology annotation, cellular component: membrane. Gene Ontology annotation, molecular function: glucosylceramidase activity; beta-glucosidase activity. The transcript has 18 exons. Lineage: Eukaryota; Metazoa; Chordata; Actinopteri; Batrachoidiformes; Batrachoididae. Bases 637 to 3225 code for a protein of 862 amino acids. Gene Ontology annotation, biological process: glucosylceramide catabolic process; carbohydrate metabolic process; central nervous system development.
ACUUUUCUCUUUCUUGGCUUACAUGCUUCUGAAAUAAUUCCCUGCAUGCAGCCUGAGAGUAAUGUGCCUGCAAGGCAGAGCCGAGGGCAAACAGUGACCGAGUGAGGGCUGUCGAAUGAAAAGGAUUUGCAUUCUGAGCACCGUGCUAACAAAAAGCUCCAGCGUUAACAUCAGUCGCAGCUGUUUUUCGUGAGAUACCGGCUGAAUAGGAUCCUCGUGCUGCCUUCACUGUCAUCUGUCCUUUUGAGCUCCGCCGGUUGGUCUCCAUGCAAAGGGCUAUGGCUCCUCUUUAGCAGGAAUCAAGGGGUGGAAGAACAGAAAGACACCCAGUUUUUGUUUUUGUUUUUUUUCCCCAGAAUAUGUGAUCGGGCUGAUGUCUAGAGGGUCAAGAAUGACUUUCUAAUGGCAGCUGGACCUCCUUCAUGAACAUCCUCCUUGUCAGAUCCUCAGGGGCAGACUGUCCAAAUUGUCAUUUUGGUGACAAACGGUUAUUCCUGCACAGUUUAAUGAGCCACUUCAGAUUUUAUAGCCCUUCCUCUGUAUUUUUUUCCUGAGUGUUGAUCACUUCCACUUUUUAAUUGCUCAUCCCCCGUGUUCUCUACUGGAGCCCCCUUGGUUGUUCACUGUCCUGCUAGCAUGACUACAGAGUGGGGUGAGAAGUCCACGGCAGACCUCAUGAGGAGGUAUGUUUCCAAGGAAAUGGGAUAUGGCGUACCCGAGGAAGGAUGGCGUAUCUGCCUGGCACACGAGUUCACGGAAAAGAGAAAGCCCUUUCAAGCAAAGGAUGUCUCGCUGUCCAACAUCUUAAACCACCUUGGCCUUGGAGUAAGGUACCUGAAAUGGUGGUACAAGAAGACCCAAGUGGAAAAGAAGACUCCAUUCAUCGAUAUGUUUCGAGCCGAACCCUUGCGUCAAAUAUAUGGUGCACCACUCGGGGGCAUUGGGGGAGGCACCAUCACCAGAGGCUGGCGGGGGGAGUUCUGCAGAUGGCAGCUGAACCCGGGGAUGUAUCACUACAAAACUGUCAUCGCUAACCAGUUCACAGUGUGUUUGCAGCGUGCAGGACAAACGCUUUACCAGCAGGUGCUGUCUGUCGAGCAUCCUCCCACCUUACAAGGUUGGAACUGGGGCUACUGCGGAGAGUACGCCUUCUACCAUGCCCUGUACCCGCGCGCCUGGACCGUCUACUACCUGCCGGGACAGAAUGUUACCCUAACCUGCAGGCAGGUUUCUCCAGUCAUCCCACAUGACUACAAGGACUCCAGCCUCCCAGUGUCAGUAUUUGUGUGGGACGUCGAGAACAAGAAUGACUACGCACUGGACGUCACCAUCAUGUUCACGAUGGUCAAUGGCUCCGGACAGAAGGAUGACAAAGGUGGCGGACACUGGAAUGAACCGUUCCACCGGGAGGAAGAGGGAGAGGCCGUUACGGGGGUCUUACUGCAUCACUGCACCCCGGUCAACCCUUACACUUUGUGUAUAGCGGCUCGAGAGCAGCCGGACAGGGAGCUCAGUCACCAGACAGCAUUCAGUCCAAAGGGAACGUGCAGCAGUCUGUGGAAUGACCUCAUCACUGACGGACGGCUCGAUUCUCCUACAGGUUCCAGCCCGCCCACGCCUAAGGGAGAGAAGGUGGCAGCGGCACUGGCUGCGAGCUGCUCAGUGGCAGCUCAAAGCCGGAACAGUCUGGAGUUCUGCCUGGCCUGGGACAUGCCCAAAAUCACCUUUGGUUCAAGGGAGAGGGAACACAUCAGGCGAUACACUCGUUACUUUGGGAGUAAAGGGGACGUGUCUCCCUCACUCAGUCACUACGCACUUACACACUACAGACAGUGGGAGAGCAGCAUCGAUGAGUGGCAGAGACCUAUACUGCAGGACAGUUCUAUCCCCUCCUGGUACAAGUCAGCACUGUUUAAUGAAUUGUACUUUGUGGCGGACGGAGGUACGGUAUGGACGGAGCUGCCAGAGGACGCCGACGUCAGCAACGGUAUCCGCAGUGAGGAUGGGGGGCUGCCGGCUCAGCCUGCUGUCAUGAAGGAGUACGGCCGCUUUGCCUACUUAGAAGGUCAGGAGUACAGAAUGUACAACACGUAUGACGUGCACUUCUACGCCUCCUUUGCACUUAUCAUGUUAUGGCCCAAACUGGCCUUGAGUCUACAAUACGACAUUGCUGGCAGCGUAGUUCAACAGGAUCCAACACAGAGGCUCCACCUGAAGACUGGUCACUACUCACCUGUCAAGACCAGAAAUGUGGUGCCUCAUGAUAUAGGAGACCCCGAUGAUGAGCCCUGGCUGAGGGUGAACGCCUACCUCAUACAUGACACUGCGGACUGGAAGGACCUGAACCUGAAGUUUGUCCUGCAGGUCUACAGAGACUUUCAUAUUACUCAGGACUCCCAGUACCUGCAGGACAUGUGGCCCAUCUGCCAGGCCGUAAUGGAGUCCGAGCUGAAGUUCGAUCUGGAUGGAGACGGUCUCAUAGAAAACUCGGGCUAUCCAGAUCAGACAUAUGAUGGUUGGGAAGUGAUUGGACCAAGUGCAUAUUGUGGGGGUCUGUGGUUGGCGUCUCUGUCUGUGAUGUGUAAAAUAGCCAAACUGAUGGAUAACAGUGAGAUUUACAGGAGAUACAGGGAGAUUCUGGACAGAGGCAGUGCCGCUUACGACACGCUGCUGUGGAACGGCAAGUACUACAAUUAUGACAGCAGCGGUCGAAACCUUUCUAACAGCGUCAUGUCGGACCAGUGCGCCGGCCACUGGUUCCUGAAGGCGUCUGAGCUGGUUGAAACAGAGUAUCAGGUUUUUCCAAAGGAGAAGAUCCACAGUGCACUGAAAUCAGUUUUCGACUUGAAUGUAAUGAGCUUCGCUGGAGGUCAGAUGGGAGCAGUCAAUGGCAUGCGUCCUGAAGGAGUGCCCGACCACUCCAGCGUCCAGUCGGACGAGGUCUGGAUUGGCGUAGUAUAUGGACUUGCAGCCACAAUGAUCCACGAGGGUAUGCGAGAGGAAGGUCUGCGCACGGCAGAAGGCUGUUACCGGACUGUGUGGGAGAGGCUGGGCAUGGCCUUCCAGACUCCAGAGGCCUACUGCGAGAAGGGUAUCUUCCGCUCCCUGGCCUACAUGAGGCCUCUCAGUAUCUGGGCCAUGCAGUUAGCGCUGAAGCCUUCACAGAAGACUCAAGCCAGACCUGCAGACCCGGCGCAAGGACAGGGAGAGACCAAUCAGAGCUAGGCAUGAAGACGUUUCACCGGUGCCGCGAGAAAACACUGACAUCUCAGCAUUUCUUGACUUCCUUUCCACUUCCAUUCCGUGCAGAUCCACGGGGCAGAUUACAUUCUCUGGAAGUUAUUGUUGCUUGUUGUGAAGAAUUACAACAGUAAGAAUGGUUUAUACUUGAUAACUGAAAUGCUGACUGUCAAUCAUAAUGAAGUUAAGAAUUUAAAGCCUGUUUACAUUUGUUCCUGAAAUUGAAAGUCAUGCAAUACAGUGUAGGUUAAAAAAAAAAGGCAAACUUACAGCCGGUAUGUAUCACUAAUCAAAACUGACCUGAUGUUCCUGUAACACAUGCAAACACUCAAACUUCAUUUUCACAUUUAGUCUGUGUAUGUGGUCAGAAGUGUCCUGAACCUCUGACACAGGGUCUGCAUGUAAAGCCAGAGAGAUCUGGAAUAUUUCUAGACCAGGAGCACAGAAAACCCGAAGAGAAGCAUGUCCCUCUGAAGAUGUGAUACUCAGUGUGUGAAAAUACCAACUCUAUGUAUAUGGUUCCGCUUUUAUUUAACGUGAUAUUUGGUGCCUUGAUGCACGUUGGCUAAAUCUAUAACAUAUUGAUGCAGUGGGAACAUUUAUCAUGUUGUCAUGACAUGCUGAAUAAAUCACUGAACAUG